CACAGCCACAGGUAAUACGCAAAACCAGAGCAAAGAAAUCAAUGGAGAAACAAAGAGAAAGGGUCCGGCAACAACGGAUGGUGAUAGUGGUAUCUCCAUUUCAUGGCCACAUAAGUCCCAUGAUCCACCUAGCCACCUUCCUUCACUCAAAAGGCUUCUCAAUCACAAUAGUCCACCCACACUUCAACUCACCAGACCCUUUGAGCCACCCAGAAUUCACCUUUCUUGCAAUUCAAGAUAAGCUGUCAGAGUCCGGCAUCUCAAAUUGGGAUUUGGAGGGCAUCGCCUUGACUCUCAAUAGGAAUUGUGCAGCACCAUUGCUAAACUCUGUAGAACAGAUGUUGCUCCAGAAUCCGGAUGAGAAUAUUGUAGGUAUUAUAUAUGAUACCGCUGUGUUUUUUGCCCAAUCCGUGGCUGAUCAUCUGAAAGUCACCGGAAUCGCAGUUCGCACCAGCGCAGCUGCCAGAAUUUUAGCCUUUCCUGUCUUUCCUAGUCCACAUGGAGAAGGUUACAUCUCCUCACAAGAUUAUAUUUCUGAUGAUGGACCGCAAGAUCCUCAAUCCGUUUCGACCAAGCAACUUCUUGCAUCUUUACCUGCAAAUCCCAACAAUUCCACAGAGUCAGGGAUCGCAUUAAUAAGGGCAAUAAAGAAAGCGUCUGCCAUUAUUGUGAACACAAUGGACUUCCUCGAACAGGAAGCACUAGCAGUUCUGCUUCACGACUCAAGGAAGAUUCUAGCUGCAUUUCUUGGCUUAAUAAACAAGCCCCAAAAUCUGUGGUCUACGUAAGUUUUGGCAGCCUGGCUGCAAUGGA
Molecule: messenger RNA, 813 nt
Organism: Rubroshorea leprosula
Lineage: Eukaryota; Viridiplantae; Streptophyta; Magnoliopsida; Malvales; Dipterocarpaceae
Source: the annotation of a GenBank genome assembly